Molecule: messenger RNA, 288 nt
Organism: Penicillium griseofulvum
Lineage: Eukaryota; Fungi; Ascomycota; Eurotiomycetes; Eurotiales; Aspergillaceae
Product: Sm-like protein LSM2
Exons: 2
Coding region: 1-288 (95 amino acids)
Biological process (GO): mRNA splicing, via spliceosome
Cellular component (GO): Lsm1-7-Pat1 complex; catalytic step 2 spliceosome; U4/U6 x U5 tri-snRNP complex
Molecular function (GO): RNA binding
Source: RefSeq, a predicted model, not a curated record
AUGCUUUUCUUUAGCUUCUUCAAGACUCUCACAAACCAGACGGUCACCAUUGAGCUCAAGAAUGACAUCCGCAUUCGUGGGAUUCUGAAAUCAGUCGACCAAUACCUGAACAUCAAGCUCGACGAUAUCGAAGUGCUGGAUCUGGCCAAGUACCCUCACCUGUCUUCUGUCAAGAACAUGUUCAUCCGAGGAAGUGUGGUGCGAUACGUGAUGCUGCCACGGUCGGAGGUUGACGUGGGGUUGUUGGAGGAUGCCACACGACGAGGUGAGUUGCGCAUCGUUCCCUGA